AGCUCUCAUCUCCGUUUCCCCCACCAGCCCUGAAGGCAUCGGCAGGGGCAGCUCGCGAUUCGAGAGGCAGCAGCUGUGCCCGGAGGAGGCAUUGCAUUGACUUGCACUGCGCAUCCUCCCUCCCCCUCCUCUGCUGCUGCAGGCUUCUUCCUUUCAUCUCUCCAUACUCUCUCCGCUCUCUCCUGCAUCUCUCCCUCCUGCAUUCCUCCCGGCCUGCGUCCCUCCCUCCUACAUCCUUCCAGGCCUGCAUCCCUCCCUCCCUCUCUCAUCCCCUCCCGGCCUGGAUCCCUUCCUCCAUCCCUCCCUCUUUCCCUCUCUCUGACUGCGCAGAGCCGCGGACAUGGCGCUCAGCAAUUUUCUCUUCGCUCAGUGCAUUUGCUACUUCCUGGCCUUCCUCUUCAGCUUCAUCGUGGUGGUGCCUCUCUCCGAGAAUGGCAAUGACUUCCACGGCCGGUGCCUGCUUUUCACCGAGGGUAUGUGGCUGAACGCUAACCUGACGGUGGAGCGGCAGCGCUUCACGGUGCAGGAGUGGGGGCCCGAGGCCGCCUGCCGAUUCAGCAUCUUCACCGGGCUCCUCUCCCUGCUGCUGGCUACAGUGCAGGCCUGGAGGACCCUCUUCUUCCUCUGCAAAGGGCACGAGGACUCUUUCUUUUAUGCCUUCCUGAAUCUGCUGAUCAGCGCCUUUGUGGUGUUCAUCACAUUUAUUGCUAGCACUAUAGUGAGUGUAGGAUUUAACAUGUGGUGUGAUGCAAUUACCGAAAAAGGAACCAUGCCAAAUAGCUGUGAAGAAUUACAGGAUAUAGAUCUUGAACUGAAUUUAGAAAACUCUGCUUUCUACGACCAAUUUGCUAUUGCACAGUUUGGUCUCUGGGCUGCUUGGCUGACUUGGCUGGGAAUUACCAUUCUGGCUUUUCUGAAGGUUUAUCACAACUACAGACAGGAGGACCUGCUAGAUAGCCUGAUCCAUGAGAAGGAGCUGUUGCUAGGAAGAUCUUCUUCACGAACCUCUUUGCAAGAUGAGAAAAGUGGCAUGAUCUAGAGUGUAAGCAAAUUUCCAGGGCAGGAUCUUGAUUUUAUUAUUCAGUAGUGUGAGCUGAAGUUGAGUCAGUGUAUCGAGUGUGCAAGAUUUUUUUCUUUCCUUAAAGAGAUGUAUUUGUGAAUUACCCCCUUCCCCUAUGAGCAAUUGUUGGCAGAAAUAUUUAUAUUAAGUCAUAGAGAAUUGAAGACCCAUGUGCCACUGCACAGGAAAAUUUCUGUCCUGAAGAGGCACAAUCUGUAACCUGCUCUUGCUAGCAGAGCUCCUAUGUGCUAUUGCUGUCUUUUGGGCAGGGGUUAUUUUUGAGGACCGAGCUGUCAAGAACAGGCUACAGAAUCAAGGCCAUUUCUUGAAACUAUUCUGCAAUGAUAGCUGUAACUGGGGCUGUGUCUAGUCCCUCUUUUCUCACUUUCCUCCCUGUUGUCAGUAAAGAUGCCCCUAUUUUCACUUCAUUGUGGGUAAUUGCAGCUGUGGCCCUGAUACAGGCUCUCACUGUGUCUGAUUUUGCUAUGUACUGGUGCAGUGCUGACAAACCUGUUGCUCCUGCUCCACUUUUAAUUUCAUUUAGAACACAUCUGUGAUCCAGACUUGAUAUUUAAUAUUGGUAAGUGUUAACAAAUUUCAUGAAACCACUAUACUAUUACAGUAUCUGUCAAAAACUGUGUAUCAUUUGGAAGGAUGGUGGAGAUUUUUUGUGGUUUUCUUUCUUCUUAGAUUUUUGCAUGUUGAACGUUUAUUAUACCUCCUGAACUCUAGUGUAGCUAGCUAUUGCCAAAGCUUGCAUACUAAGAAAUUAGGCUGAAUAGAUAGCAUUAAUGCUCGUGCAUUUGUAAAUGUAACUCUGCCCCUAACAUUGUACACUAUUCAGUUUUGAGUAUUAGAAUUUACUUGUGCUGUUUAUUUGAUAUAGAGUAUGCAAAAUUACUGUAGACGUUUACAUUGUAGGUAUCUCUAUAUAUCUAUGAGCAUAACAAGAAGGUUGAACAGCUGUUAUUUUAUAGGUAAUUCGGUACUGAAUGUGUCUAUUCUCACUCAUGGGCAGGAGUUCCAGGGCUGAUGAAUUUUGCUGUGAAAAGGGAGAACUGUUUUCAUUUGGUUUGGGUUUGUUUGUUUUUUCAACAAAGCUCACUAGUGACUUUGCUGUCACUUUGAGUUUUGCUUGGCCAGUGCUUCUACAAAUAAGGUGGAUGGUUGAGAUGAGAAAUUAAGAUUAAGAAGAGUCACUCAAAUAUGGAAUUGGCAUGGCAUAAAAGUAAAAUUGUGCUGGAGUUACAAAGUUAUCCCCAGGUACGUACUACACAGAAGCCUGAUUCAGGAAAAAUCUUAAACAAGCAGUUAUAUUUAGGCUGAAGAAUAUUUUUUGGGAGGUCACUAACACUGCCUGCUCUGUUUGAGUUGAGACUGAAUUUAUUGCAACAUAAGUGCAAACCAUGCUUGUAUUUCUUGGUUACUAGGAAGGAGGAAAGAGAAAACAGUAGAUUUCUACCCUGUCAGAGCUCAAGCCUGGGGCUAGCACAAAUGUGCAGAUCUACUGUUGCCUUCUGAUACCUAAGCAUUUUUUGGAAAGAGAAUUUGAAGCUGUAACAAAUGCCUGAACUAGUAAGCAUUUUAGGGCAUAAAAUCUAACAUUGCAUAUAACAGAUACAUUUUUCUCAUAGAUUUAGGGAAAAACCCCUGUGAACACUGCUUAUAAAUCCAGUUAGCCACAGCUCUGCAGAUGCAGAGUGGUCUUGUUUUCCCCUGUGACUUCUGCCCACAAGGAGAUGCAAUUGCUCUUAAAGCUUUACAGUGGUGACUUUUUUAUAGUGGUGAAUUAACGUAAGUGGAGUAGUUCCUGAAGUGGGAAUCAGAGAUCAAAUUAGUUACACUCCUUUAAGAUUCAGAGGUCAGGGCUGUUGGAGUGCCUUUUUUCACUCAUUUGGUCUAAUAAGAGAUACACUCUUGCAGUUGUCUAAAACCUUUGUCAGGGUAUGACCCUCCCCUUCAUACUCUGAAGAAGAGCUUGGGUCCUGACAGUCAGCCUGUUCCUUACGUUUCCCCAGUUGCUUCUCCACUUAAAUUUAAGACUCAGCAGUGAUGUCUCUUCUUGCAAAUUACCUCAGUGCAUGCCUUACUACUCAUGUGGAACCAUGCUGUUGCUUUGUAUGGUGUGCUUUACAUGUGCCAAAUCAGGCCUGGGCUGAAGUAACGCGUGUUGAGAUCACGCUUCCUGGUCUUCCCUGGGGGUUUGAAGAUGCAGGGGGACAGAAGACAGGAAGUGUCUCCUCCUCAGUCUUGUUUUAUGAUACCAGAGCUCAAGCCUUGAGGAUGAUG
Messenger RNA from Dryobates pubescens (Downy woodpecker), 3349 nucleotides. RefSeq names its product transmembrane protein 179 (gene TMEM179). Lineage: Eukaryota; Metazoa; Chordata; Aves; Piciformes; Picidae. The record is from RefSeq and is a predicted model, not a curated record. The transcript is spliced from 4 exons. Bases 341 to 1039 code for a protein of 232 amino acids.